CAGUUUUUUUUGCUUCUUUCAGUUUGUUUGCAUCAAUCAACAGUCACUAGUAGAACAAGAGCGGAGAGAUUGAGAGCAAGAGGCGAUCACUCGCAGUGCAGUUGAACCUGGAGAGCAGAGUACACGUUGUCUGUGAGCGCCCGAGGAAGUGCCGAAAGGGAAGAUGACGACGGUUCGCCGAGCUGUGAAAAACGUAGUGGGAAACUACAGCGAUAUUCAAGUAAAGGUCAGAGAAGCAACUUCCAAUGACCCAUGGGGACCGUCGGGUGCGUUGAUGAGCGACAUCGCGGAUGCCACGUACAAUGUAAUCGCAUUUGAUGACAUAAUUAGUCUUCUAUGGAGACGACUGAACGACAGCGGCAAGAACUGGAGGCACGUUUACAAGGCACUGACAGUUUUAGACUACAUUCUGAAAACGGGCAGCGAACGAGUCUUUGAUCACUGCAAAGACAACAUCUUCACCAUCCAGACCCUGAAGGAUUUUGUCUUCAUCGAUAAGGAAGGAAAGGAUCAGGGAACUAAUGUGAGAGAAAAGUCAAAGCACCUUGUACAGCUGCUGAAGGAUGAGGAGAGGCUCAAAUAUGAUAGAUCAAAAGCCAUCAAGGCAAAAGACCGGUUUCACGCCGCACUGCCUGUGGGUAGCACUCACUCUAAACAGCGGCGGAGCAGUCUUGAAUCAUCGAGCAGAUCCGGAACUCGCGUAGAAAGCCCCGCUACAACCACUAGCCUGCAAACCAGUCCAAACAACACUGGUAGCAAGUCCUGGCAGACUGAACGCCGCGCCAAUAGCUCAUCGCCAGCCGCAGCUGCUGGCACUCGUGCACCUGUUCAACGGCAGGGGACACUUAGCUCUGACAUGGCACGUGCUAAGCCCUCCAGCGAACAAGAGGAAGCGCUACAGCUGGAACUGGCCAUGGCGUUGAGUCGGCAAGACGCAGAGCAGGAAGUAAAAGCAAAGGAACGGGAAGAGGAUGAUCUCAAAACUGUACUGCAGGCCACAUGUCCGGCUGAUCCAUUCUUCUCCACCGCCACCACCACCGACGGUGCAACUGCUCGGUCUGCAGCUCAGGCCACCAAUGACCCGUGGGGUGGCGCUGCUAGUACACAAUUGGCUCCACCUGGUCAAGCAGCGGCAGUCGCAUCAGCUCCAGCAUCAGCCUCUGCCUGGGAGAACUUUGACGACCGGAAGCAUGUUGUAGUCGACGCUGACCCGUGGGGAACCAACACCAAGGUCUCGCCUGCUGCUGCGGCAGCAGCUCCUCCUGCCACCGCCAUGCCACCGAACAGUGUAACGCCCGAGCUCUUUCCUAGCUCCAACGGUUUUGGCUCGCCGCGCGUUACUGCGCGCGACCCCGAUGUGCCUGCUGCCCCCGCUGCGCCCGCAAGUUUCGACCCGCGUCCACUGGAUAUUGGUAUGAACUCCACGCGGCCAGAGGAGCCCAAAUCGCUUGAGAAGAAGUUCCUUGGCGAGCAUGGCACUCUGGUCAACUUGGACGCCAUCGGUGGGCAGGUGCCUGUCGCUGCUGCUCCCAGUGCUGCUGCUGCCAAUCCCUUUAGUCAAGGCCUGCUAUCCCCACCUGGCACCGGAGUGAGAACAGCCCAGAACCCAUUCCAGAAGGAUAAGCCGCAGAACAAGAGUUUGAAUGAAAUGCGCACAAAGGAGUUUCAAUCUGGCGAUGGCGGAAGUCUACUUCCAGCACCGCUGGUACCAGAAAGCCAGUCAGACGUGCGCCGCUCCAGUGUGCCUUACGUCACUCCAGGCCGCACAAUCGGCCCCGGUGGAUCACCUGUAAUGCCUACUAACCGUAUGAUGCCAAUGGCUGCUGGUGUAGGCAUGCAGCAGCCAGUGCAGAUGGUCCCAGCCAUGGUGCCUAUGCAGCCAGCAAUGGCUGGUUAUGGCGCGGCGGCAAAUCCUUUCAUGGCCACAGCGAAUGCUGGGCGCAACCCGAAUGGAUUCUAUUGAUGUAACCGCCGUGCAUGCGCAUCCACGCAUCCACGCAUGCCGGUCAUUAUUGGCAGCCUCCUGGAAAGUAUGUAGAUACAUGUGUCAGGCUGAGCUGUAAUUUAGCUCAAACAUUGCGCAGUGGUAAACCGCUGUAGACCCGUAACUGUACAUUUCUACCUCGUUUUACCACAUCUACAUUUUUGAAACUUCGAAGUAGCCCGGAAUACCUCCAUGAUAAAGCUUGGAAAUGUAUAUUCACGUUGCACAAAGUCACAAAAAUAAGCUCCCAUCUGUAGUGCUCACUAGAAGGCACCAACGGGCACCUAUGCUUUUUCCCUGUAGUAUUGCCUUGAACAGGUAAGAGUGUGUCCCUUCACCUACAGUGUGUCACCCACCUCUGUACAUUUCCCCCGUAGGUAUUGAAACCGUGUUCUUCAAGUUAUUUCCUACGCAUUGUUCUGUCGUCACUUGGAGCACCUGCCAUCAAGUGUUGUAACUGUCCAUUCCGACCAGGGAGUUUUUAAAAUACUCUUCUGUACGCAACGUUCUGAGUGAUUUGCAAACUAACGCUACCGAACAACACCAAGAUCACGAAACCCCCCGCUACCACCGCUUGUGUGCUGUUGCUGCUGCUGCUAAUUCUGAGAUGUAAAAGAACGCUGAACAACGCUUGUGUAUGCAUGUUUGUGUCGGAUGCUAUUUCUUGUGUUUCUGUUAUCAGUGUAUUUACUGUUUCAAUAAGUUCUUUUUUACGUAGGUGAUGGCAGGCUGGUACUUGACAAUACUU
Sycon ciliatum is the source of this 2732-nucleotide messenger RNA. Its product is annotated as epsin-2-like. Gene Ontology annotation, cellular component: clathrin vesicle coat; endosome; plasma membrane. The coding region runs from base 164 to 1963 and encodes 599 amino acids. Gene Ontology annotation, biological process: endocytosis. The record is from RefSeq and is a predicted model, not a curated record. Gene Ontology annotation, molecular function: phospholipid binding; clathrin binding. The transcript is spliced from 13 exons. Lineage: Eukaryota; Metazoa; Porifera; Calcarea; Leucosolenida; Sycettidae.